Cervus elaphus (red deer) is the source of this 4352-nucleotide messenger RNA. It is a transcript of the gene SLFN14, whose product is annotated as schlafen family member 14. Lineage: Eukaryota; Metazoa; Chordata; Mammalia; Artiodactyla; Cervidae. Gene Ontology annotation, molecular function: ribosome binding; RNA endonuclease activity. The record is from RefSeq and is a predicted model, not a curated record. Gene Ontology annotation, biological process: mRNA catabolic process; rRNA catabolic process. Bases 195 to 2927 code for a protein of 910 amino acids. The transcript has 5 exons.
CUGUGAGAGAAGGCAAACAUUCAGACCAAACCCAGAUGUGGAACUGAAAGAGCAAGAGGAAAAGCAAGGGCAUCAGCUUCGAAGAAAAUUUUAUAAUCUCCGGAAUUCAUGUUAAUAUUGAAACAACACUUCUGUCCUAAUUAUUUAUCGGAACCUCUUUCUGUCAUUGCUUGUGGCGCAGAAGGGCUGCUGAGAUGGAAAGCCUCAAGAUGGAGACGGAAAUGCUUUAUCCCGAGAUAACCGUAGAAGUGGGCAGAGUCACUUUCGGAGAGGAAAACAGGAAGAGGAUGACCAAUAGCUAUUUGAAAAGAACUGAGAAUUCUAGAAUCAUCCAAGCAACGUGUGCACUGUUAAAUUCCGGAGGGGGUGUGAUCAAAGCGGAGAUUGAGGAUAAGACUUACAGUUACCGAUGCCACGGCCUGGGACAUGAUCUGGAAACUUCUUUUCAGAAGCUCCUCCCUUCAGGCUCACAGAAAUACCUUGACUACGUGCAGCAGGGACACAAUCUUAUGAUUUUUGUGAAGUCAUGGAACCCUGAUGUUUUCAGCCUAAGGAUCUGCAGUUUGCGCUCCAAUUUAUAUCAGAGAGCUGUGACUUCCACCAUCAACUUGAGUGCCCACAGCGCCCUGGAGCUCCUCCGAGAAAAACAGUCUAGAACCCAGAGAGGAAGAUCAAAGAUGCAGGAGCUACAUUCUCAGAAAGCUCUGGAUAGAUACAUGCAGGAAGAGGAAGACAUGAGGAUGAGCGCCUCAGAAUUUGUUAAAAAGGAUAAGCUCAUGUAUAAGGAGAAACUCAACUUCACUGAGUCCACACACGUCGAGUUUAAAAGGUUCACCACCAAAAAGAUCAUUCCUCGGACUAAAGAAAUGCUGCCUCAUUAUGUCUCUGCAUUUGCCAACACCCACGGGGGAUACCUAAUUAUCGGGGUGGAUGAUAAGAGCAAAGAAGUGUUCGGCUGUCAGGGAGAAAAAGUGAACCCUGACUUACUAAAAAAAGAAAUAGAAAACUGCAUAGAAAAAUUGCCUACAUUCCACUUCUGCUGUGAGAAGCCAAAGGUGAACUUCACUACCAAAAUCUUAAAUGUAUACCAAAGAGAUGUCCUGUACGGUCAUGUCUGUGUGGUCCACGUGGAGCCCUUCUGCUGUGUAGUCUUCACAGAAGCCCCAGAUUCCUGGAUCAUCAGGGACAAUUCUGUCACGAGGCUGUCUGCUGAGCAGUGGGUAACCAUGAUGCUGGAUAUUCAACCAGCUCCUUCCAAUUUGGAGGCUGACCACAGCCUUCACCCGAUUUCAUCAGCUUCAUCUACCCUAAGAAGCCUGUCAUAUCCCAUCAAAGUCUUAGAAUUUAAGAAGGCUCUCCAACAGCACCUGUUUCCAGUGACACGGGAAAAGAUUCAAUUUAAACCAGAAUCCCUCUGUAAGAAGCUCUUCUCAGAUCAUAAAGGACUGGAGGAAUUAAUGAAGACACAGAUAUAUCCUUGUUCUCAGGGGUUUGUGAUAGUUUCCAGAAGCUGGGCUAGUGAUGUCGGCUUAAGGAAGGAGCAGUAUGUCCUCUGUGAUGCUCUCCUAAUAGCGGUGAAUAGCCCCCCAGUACUCUAUACAGUCUUAACAGACCCCACGUGGACUGGGGCGCUUGUGUAUGCCCAGAACACUGCUCGUCAGUUAAAGCAGAGACUGGGAACUGUUGGUGGUUACACGGGGAAAGUGUGUGUCAUUCCGAGGCUGGUGUACCUGCCUGGCACACAGCGCAAACCCAGUGAAAUCGCCUUGUGCUAUCCCCGACCCUACAGGCUUGCCGAUGAGGACGAAAUGGAAAAAUUGUUGCAGGCUCUUAUCGUGGUCUCUCUCUGCUCUCGAUCCCUUCUGAGUGACCAACUGGGCUGUGAAUUUUCCAAUUUGCUCGUAGUGGAGCAGUGUGAGUUGCUUUCACAGAGCCUUCAGGAGACACGAGAACUGUUCAUCCACUGCUUUCCAGGAACCAGAAAGACAGUGCUGGCCAUAAAGAUCAUGGAGAAAAUUAAGGACUUGUUCCACUGCAAGCCCAAGGAGAUCCUCUAUGUUUGCGAAAGUGACGUCUUAAAGGAUUUUGUGACACAGCAAACAACCUGCCGAGCUGUGACCCGGAAAACCUUUAUGGGAGGGGAGUUCCCAAAGAUCAAGCACAUAGUGAUGGAUGAAACUGAGCAUUUCUGCAGUAAAUAUGGUGACUGGUACAUGAAGGCCAAGAGCAUCACCCACCCAAAGGUGAGGGCUGCUGGAAUUGAAAACCCACACCACGGGAUUCUCUGGCUUUUUCUGGACCCUUUCCAAGUCCAUCAUGGAGACGGCAACGGCCUCCCCCCUCCAUCUGCUCAGUUUCCUCGGAAAACAGUCACCCGCGGGAUCCACUGUGCUCUGGAAAUAGCGAUGCUCAUGAAAGAAGAAAUGAAGAGGAUCAAGGAAAAUCCUCACCCCAGCGUGUCUCCAGACACACUGGCGUCAUUCAGGGAAGCUUCAUAUGAGGAAGCAAUCUGUGCCCAGGCUCUGCCUGGGGUGUGUGAGACAGAGACCAACCUGACCACAGAAGAAAUUGCGAGACACGUGGCAGAAAGAUGUCACCACCUGUUCCAGUGUGGCUAUCUGCCCAGAGACAUAGCAAUUCUGUGCAGGAAAGCAGAGGACAGAGGCCGCUAUGAGCUUGCACUGCUAAGAGCAAUGGAAUUAUUUGAGACCUGCGGAGCCACAAAGGUUGUGUUCAGCCAGGCCUCUGGUGUUCUGGACGGUCACAUUGUUUUAGACAGCAUUCAGCAGUUUUCAGGCCUGGAGAGGAAUAUUGUGUUUGGGCUCAGUCCGGAGUAUGCCCUGUCAGAGGAAGUUCAUAAGCUCUGUUUUGCCUCGAAAGCCAUCAAACACCUCUACCUGUUUUAUGAAAAGAGGGCAACCUUCUGAAAAUUAUUUCAAACAGUAUAGGAAGGGACAGAGAGCAGAGUCCCCCUGCCCCUCGGCAGGUGGCAGCUUCGCCCUUUCAUGUGUCACAAGCGAGGACGUCAAGGCUCAGUCAGAAUUUCGUGGAGCCACAAAACUGUCUCCUGGCACUGGACCUCCCAGUCUAUUUUCGGUGUCACUGGUCUUUCCCACUCCUCUCCACCUCUUCCCUGGGACUUAUGAUGAGUCCCUUGCCUCUGGGUUUUCUAAUCCAGUCCAGCCUUCAUCUUGUCCAGCCACAGAGGUGCUCCUCAAAUACAGAACUGAUUUUGUGACAUCCCUGCUAAUGUAUCUCCAGGGAGUCCCUGAAGUCUUCAAGCCAAACUAAUUUUCAGGGUUUCCCAGGAUAACACUCUAACUUACUUUUCUAAUGCAUCCUUUGUUAUAAGUCCAUCUCCCCGUGUUUCUAACAUACCCCCGCCUCACUGGCUUCUUUUGGAGGUGGAGUAGGGUGCCCUCCAAGCAUAAGUCCAGGAGAAAGUGUGGAUACAUGCUUUUGGCCAUCAUUUAAGAUAAAGCCCAUCAGCUUUCCAAGAGGUGGGAGAGCAGGUGGGUGGGGCUUAGAAAAGUGCUCUUAGCUGCCUCUCUGAACUGCUUGGGUCACCAGGGCAGCCAGUCUGAACCUGACUUCAGCUGUCCUUUUCCUGGAUUGAACAGAAGAACCUUCCUCUGCCUCCUGUUGCUCCAACUACCUACUUCUGUUUGCCUUUCCUUGGGGGCUUCAGGGUACUUUUAGGUGGGAAAAAAAUUCCACAAUUAAUUAGUUUCCUGUUUUCGUUUUUUGGGUUAAUUUUUGGCUGCAUCGGUUCUUAGUUGCAUCAUGCGGAAUCCUUCAUUGCAGCGCACUGGACUCUAAUUGGCCCACGGGCUCAGUAGCUGUGGGGCGAAGGCUUAGUUGCUCCGAAGGAUAUGGGAUCUUAGUUCCCAGACCAGGGAUCAAACCCACAUUUCCUGAAAGGCAGGUUCUUAACUACUGAACCACCAGGGAAAUCCUAGUAAAUUCUUUUUGAUGAAGCAAGAGAUACCAGUGUGUGUUAACAUUUGGAGAAUUGAAGAUGUGUGAAUUCUCUACAAGUAAUUUAAAGAGUCAAAAAUGGAGGAAGGAUUGGGGGAUGGAGAGAACAGGGGACUGCUGAAAUUUAGUCACAAGCCUCAGGGUCAUUUGCCUUUUCUGACUUUAAACUAUUUGCAUACAUUGUAUAAUUUUUGAUAAAAUUAUUUUUUAAAAAGAAUUAAUUGCCUUAAGGAUUGCAUUUGAGAGUCUUUGUCAGUAUUAUGCACAGAGUUCAGUCAAGCUUAAAGUAGAAGGCCUAAUCCAGGGGUUCUCAACCUUGGCUGCUCUUUACAACCCUCUGAAGAGUUUUAAAAAAUACCAGGUACUUCCUUGGU